Messenger RNA from Rotaria sordida, 522 nucleotides. NCBI's taxonomy places the organism in Eukaryota, Metazoa, Rotifera, Eurotatoria, Philodinida, Philodinidae. The record is from the annotation of a GenBank genome assembly.
AUGUGUUCUCCAAAUAAUGGUGGUAGUGCUAGUGAAGAAGAUGAUAAAUGUGUUCCGCGAGCUGCUGUAUAUAAAAUGAUAAAAGAUUGUACACGACAAAUUCGUGUAUCAGGCGAAGCCAAAGAAUUUUUUGUACAAUGUUGUAAUGAAUUUAUUCAUACAUUAGCUUUACAAGCAAAUACUGUUUGUGAACAACAAGCAAAAAAACUUAUUCAUCCUGAUCAUAUUGUUACUGCUUUGGAUAAUUUGGGUUUUAAUUCAUAUAAAGCAAAUUGUUUAAAUGCAAUGGAAACAGCACAAGAAGAAAUGGCACAAAAACGAAAAAAACUUCAUGGAAAACCAGCAUCAAUUUAUACUCAAGAAGAAUUACGACGACAACAAGAAAUUCUAUUUGAACAAGCUCGUGAAGAAUUACAACAAUUAGAAGAAAAUGAUUGGGCACAAACACAAGAAUUAUCAAAAGAAGUUUUACGAAAAAAAAUGGAAGCAUCAAGAACUGAUGAUGAUAAUUAUGAUGAUUAA